AUGCAGGACGCCUGGACUGCUCGCAAAGCUGAGGAGAUCCAAGAGUACGCGGAACGCAACGAAUGGAAGAACUUCUUCUUUGCGAUCAAAGCUGUCUACGGUCCGCCGACGAAGGGCACCGCUCCUCUCCUCAGCGCCGACGGCAACACUCUCCUGACUGAGAAGACGCAAAUCCUGCAGCGAUGGGCCGAGCAUUUCCGAGGCGUCCUCAACCGCCCCUCCGUCAUCUCCGACGCCGCCAUCGAGCGUUUGCCGCAAGUGGAGACCAACGUGGACCUCGACCUCCCGCCAUCUCUCCAGGAGACCAUCAGGGCAGUGCAGCAGCUCUCCAGCGGGAAAGCACCCGGAUCGGACGCAAUCCCUACUGAGGUCUACAAGCACGGAGGUCCCCAACUGAUGGAUCACCUGACUGCGCUCUUCCAAGAGAUGUGGCGUCAGGGUGAAGUCCCGCAAGAUUUCAAAGACGCAACCAUCGUGCAUCUCUACAAGCGCAAAGGGAAUCGGCAAGUCUGCGACAAUCACCGCGGCAUCUCCCUGCUGAACAUCUCCGGGAAGAUCUUCGCCCCGCAUCCUUCUCAACCGCCUCAAUAA
This is a messenger RNA of Spirometra erinaceieuropaei, 591 nucleotides long. The record is from the annotation of a GenBank genome assembly. NCBI's taxonomy places the organism in Eukaryota, Metazoa, Platyhelminthes, Cestoda, Diphyllobothriidea, Diphyllobothriidae.